Messenger RNA from Trypanosoma cruzi, 2265 nucleotides. RefSeq lists its product as uncharacterized. Lineage: Eukaryota; Euglenozoa; Kinetoplastea; Trypanosomatida; Trypanosomatidae. The transcript has a single exon. Bases 1 to 2265 code for a protein of 754 amino acids. The record is from RefSeq and is a predicted model, not a curated record.
AUGAGGGUGGCGGUGCGUCUUCUGCGCAGGGAUGAGCGCAUCCCCUCGCCGGGCAGUUCGCUCCUCAACCCACGCAGCCAGCGAGCCAAGCUUCGGCAGAUGAUGAUGACUCACGCAGCACAAGAGAAGCAGUUUGAAGAGCAGGCGUUGUUUGCGGGACUAGGAGGCGCCUCAUCAUUGCCGCCAGUGCGUAGCAAAAAGGAGCGAACCUCAAAGGCUACUCGCCGCGUCGGACGGGACGUGGCGGAGAGAGCAAAGUGCAUGACAGAUAGUGAGUGGGAAAGUGUCCCUAUGGACGAGAAACACGCGUUUACUAAGUACAUGAGUCAAAUGCUGCGCGAACACCCAACGGAAACGACAGAGCAGCAGCGGCGUCGGUACUUUGAGACGACCAUGGUGGAUGCACGUGACCUGGAUCCACAGAAGACCGUUCGAGACGAGUACGAGCGUAUUAAACUUGGUUUGCCCGUACAGUUGAAGAAUCCACAACAUCCUUUGGGCGUUUCACAGGCCGUGUACGAAGCGGCGGAUGCCUCACUUUUUGACCCGACGAAUGUUCAUAAAUUGGAAAACGCCAUGACCCACAUUAAGCAGGUAUUUGCAGAUUACGUACAUAAGAAGCGGGAGGGCGUGAGUACAGAGGCGGAGCGACGACAGUUGGCGAACAUGACGGCUGAACUGAAUUUGGAGACGCAGAAACAUCUUGCAAACACAUUUAAAUACGCUGAAACCCGUUUACGGCAGAUUUCUUUGGAGGAAAAACAUCGUCAAUUGAAGGAAAUUGAGCGUCUGCGACGGGUUGCUCAACAAAAGAGUGGUGGACAUCGGCGUGGAAAGAAGGAGAAAAGGGCGGCACGUACGGAAAAGCUGAAGCGAAUGAUCAGCAAGGCUGUUGGGCUGGAUAUGAACGUCGCGGAGACGGUUCUUACCGAGAUGCGUGCUCAAGAGGAGUUUCUGCAGUUUUGUGAGGUUUUCGCCCGCCUGACGCAAGGCAGUGGGUUUCGUCACACGUCAAAUGAUGAAUCACUUAGCGCCUACGUGGAGAACUUACGUAAACUGUAUUCCAUGAAUGCAGACACCCUGAGCACGCUGGACGUGGUGCAGUACUACGCCUCGAAGGAGGGCUCGUCGCCGGUGGAUUGGGCAAAGCGCUGGUAUGAAAAGGCGUUGCUUCUACCGCUGCAAAACACACCGGAGUACAAGCAGUUGCUUGAAAUUCAACAACGUGAGCAGGCGGCAUUCAAGGCGAAGGCAGAGCUCUCUGAACCGAGCGAUGCCCUGGCAAUUCAGGCGGAGUCGCAGGUUGCCCGGGUGAAGGUGCGGAAGGUGGUUAACAUCGUGGAGAAGAUGUUUAUGGACCCCGGAGACAAGCGACUGGAGUCGUGGCACGAGAAGCGACUCCGGUAUUUGGCUCACAUGCAGAUGGAACGGCAGAUAAAACGCGUCCGGGAGAACUCAAAACUGUUCGAGGGUGUCGAAUGCACCCCCGAGGCAGAGCAGUGCCGGGAGUUGUACAGGAAUAUUAUGGAGCGCAGAGCGGCAUUGCGCGCGUCGUCAGCGGAGAUCACCGCCACCACCGACGGCACGCAAGGAGUUGUGGCAGCUGAAUCGCGGGUUGGUGAAAAUGAGCAGAAAUUAUUCAACGUAUACGACGAUGCGGAGGCAACUGCACUGUUUGAGAAGAUCCGGGAUAUCACAAAACAGGUGAUUCAACAGCGAAGAAUAGAGAGCGCGGCCGCUGCCAAAGCGCGAAGUCUGCAGCGUAUUAUUCGAAGCCUGAGGGGGGGCGAGCAAUCCUUGGCAGAGGAGCUUCGUGCACUUCAGCGGCAGCGCAGAGAACGCAUCACACAACGUCUUCUUGGCGUUGUGGAGAAUGAUGUGAAGACAGAGAUGGAGUGGCUGGAGAACAUGGAAGAGGCGGAGCGACCUCCACUGCUCCCUAUACCGGAAGGAAUGUCAUAUGUUUCUGCCGCGGAUGUGCGGGCGUGGCGGGACAUCCGCAUGGAAUGUGAGCGCAAGGCCGGAAAUCCGUUUGAGCGAAGAAAGCGCGUUUUUCAACCGGAGCUUUUCGGGCAGACAUGGCGUGUGCCCGACCGGCCAUUGUUGUUCUGGGGCACUGGUGUGACUGCCGUACAGCAGGCCUUGCGACACGCCGCGGAAGACGCGGAGCGAAAACGACGUGGAAUUCCUCUUGCGCCACCGUAUCCGUGCCCAGAGAAUCCGUGGGGCUGGCGGCUCGCAAAAGACAUUUUGGACGAGGAAUGA